Camelus dromedarius (Arabian camel) is the source of this 2627-nucleotide messenger RNA. RefSeq names its product NLR family pyrin domain containing 7 (gene NLRP7). Lineage: Eukaryota; Metazoa; Chordata; Mammalia; Artiodactyla; Camelidae. Gene Ontology annotation, biological process: regulation of inflammatory response. Gene Ontology annotation, cellular component: cytoplasm. The record is from RefSeq and is a predicted model, not a curated record.
AUGGUGCAGCACGGUCCCGCGGGCGCUGGCAGAACCACGCUGGCAGAGCGGCCGAUGCUGGACUGGCCGCGGGACAGCGCGGCGGAGACCUCGGGCCCCGCCUCCCGCCUGCGCUGCGGGGCGCUCGGCCGCGGGGGCGCGCGCACGCUUGCAGAGCUGCCGGCCGAGGGCCGCCCGGCUCCGCGCGGCGCCGGCCCGGAGGCGCUCGCCCGGGCGCGGAGAGCCCCGCGCCUCGCCGACGGCUCUGACGGGCUGAGCGGCGCCGGGGAGCGGCGGCGGCGGCAGCCGGCGCCCGUCCCGCUGGGGCGCCCGCCGACGCGGCAGGGGGCUCCCAGGGCCGCGCUGCCGGCCACCACGCGCGCGGGGGCCCCGCGGCAGCCCCGGCUCUUGGCUGAGCAGCCGCUCCUCGCGGAGGUCGAGGGGCUCUCGGGGCCGGACAGGAAGGCGCGUUUCCCGCAGCGCGCGGCAGACGAGGCCCGCGCCGCGCGAGCUCCGGACCCGCUGGGGGGCGGCGCCGGCCUGCUCCGCGUGGGCGCGGCGCCCGCCGCGUGCGGGCCCGUCUGCGCGCGCCCGGCCGCCUCCCGCGCCUGCGGCUCCUCCGCCGCCGCCGCCGCCGCCCCGCGCCUGCCGCUCCUCCGCCGCCGCCCCGGGCGCGGCCUCCGGGCGGCGCUGCGGGCCGCGGGCCCCCUGGCUGCCCAGGGCGCCUGGGCGCAGACGUCUGUGUUUGGCGGGCAGGAGCUCCGGAGGCUUGGGGUGGGGGAGGCCGCCCUGCGGCCCCUCCUGGACAGGAAUGGUCUGCAGGAGAGCCAAGACCACGGGGGCUGCUGUUCCUUCGUCCGCCUCAGCGUCCAGCAGCUUCCUGCCGCCGCGUUCUGUGCUUUGGAGGCGGAGGACGAGGAGGAGGAGGAGGAGGAGGAGGACGAGAGCAGCCCCAGCUGGGACAUUGGGGAUGUUCAGCAGCUGCUGUCCGGGGAAGAAAGGCUGAAGAGCCCCGCCCUGACCCAGGUGGGGUGCUUCUUAUUUGGCCUCCCCGGGGAAAAGGGAGCCAAGGCGCUGGAGACGGUCUUUGGCUGCCAAGUGUCAACAGAGGUCAAGCGGGAGUUACUGAAAUGCAGAUCAGUGUCCGACGGGAAUAAAGCCUGCUCCUCAACGGCGGACACGAAGGAGGUUUUGUACUGUCUCUACGAGUCUCAGGACGAGCAGCUUGUGAAGGAGGCAGUGGCCCAGGUCAAGGAGAUUUCUAUUCACUUGACAAGUACAUCUGAAAUGAUGCAGUCUUCUUUCUGCCUUAAACGUUGUCAAAACUUGGAGAAAGUUUCACUGCAGGUGGACAAGGGGAUAUUCCUGGAGAACGAUACUGCGCUGAAGCCAGACACUCAGGUUGAUCGGUCACAGCACGACCAUCACUCUCUUCAUUUCCGGGCAGGUCUCUGCUCUGUGUUCAGUUCAAACAAGAAUCUGAAGUUUCUGGAUGUGAGAGAAAGUUUCCUGAGUUAGUCCUCGGUGAGGAUUCUUUGCGAGCAGAUAACCCGUGUCACCUGUCAUCUCCAGAAAGUCGUGAUUAAAAACACCUCCCCUGCCGACGCCUAUCGGGACUUCCGCCUGGCUUUCGUUGGUAAGAAGCCUCUGACAGACUUGGUCCUGGAAGGCAGUGUCCACAGUGAUGAGCUGCUGCUGCUGCUGUGUGAGCUCUUGAAACAUUCGAGAUGUAACGUGCAUUGUCUGAGGUUGGGAUCUUAUUCUGACACUGCUCAGCGGUGGGCUGCUUUCUCCUCAGCUCUCAAAAUCACCCAGUCCCUGAAAUACCUGGGUCUCACAGCCAGUGAGCUCCUGGAUGAGGGUGUCAAGUUGCCGUGCGCAACGCUGAGGCCAGCGUGCUUCCUCCAGAAGUUGUCGUUGGAAAACUGUCACCUUACAGGAGCCUGUUGUAAGGAGCUGUCUUCCGCUUUGAUUGUCAACCAGAGGCUGACCCACCUGUGCUUGGCCAGAAACAGCCUAGGGGAUGGCGGGGUGAAAAUUCUGUGUGAGGGACUGAGUUACCCCGAAUGUAAACUACAGACUUCGGUGCGGUGUCAUUGCAACAUAAAAAGACAUGGCUGCAAAUAUAUUGUGAAGCUUCUCCAAGGAGACUCCAGCCUAACAAGCUUGAGCCUGGGUUUCAACCCCACGGCCACUGGAUUGUGUUUUCUCUGUGAAGCUCUGAAGAAGCCAAACUGUAACCUGAAAUGUCUGGGGCUCUGGGGCUGUUCCACUACUCCUUAUGGUUGUUGGGAUCUCACAUCUGCUCUCGGCAGCAAGCGGAGCCUGGAGACUCUGGACCUGGGCCAGAACGCCCUGGGGCGGAGUGUGAUGGUGCUCUUUGAGGCCUUAAAACAAAAUCGUGGCCCCUUAAAGAAACUCAUGAAGAUAGACGACUCAACCAUGGAAAUCCAGAGGCUGUUGAAGGAUGUGAAGGAAAGCAGCCCCACACUGACCAUCGAGUGUCAGGAUGCCAGAGCCACCGGGUCCUCGUGCUGUGACUUCCUGUCCUGAGCGCCCUGGGAGAAGUCUCCCAAAGCGGGAGGGAGGCCAUCUGGUAUCUCUGAGGCCUCUCGUUAACGAAGACCAGGUUGUCAGACGUUAGUUAC